Arabidopsis arenosa is the source of this 1350-nucleotide messenger RNA. The record is from the annotation of a GenBank genome assembly. Lineage: Eukaryota; Viridiplantae; Streptophyta; Magnoliopsida; Brassicales; Brassicaceae.
CACAAAAACUAAACAUUUGUAUUAUCCCCUUCUCUCUAUCUAAUCUAUUUCCUUGGUCAACAAGCUUCAAACACAACACAGAUUGCAAAUUAAUAUCCCUUCGCAGUUUGUCUCUUUUCUCUCAAUCUACUCAAAAAUAAUGUCACCUCCAUCUAUCAUUCUCCUUCUGUUGUUGAUCUUCCCAACUAUCUCUCGUACACACUCCAAAGAAGCUGAACUUAGUAUUUUUCCAAAAACACUAAGGUACACAUUUGAUCGGGAUAAAUUGCACGACAAAUUUGCGGACUUGGGUAUCGAAAUUUUAUUCUUUGAACAAACCCUUGACCACUUCACCUACACUCCGGGAAGUUACAAGAAGUUCCGACAAAGAUAUGCCGUCAAUUCCAAGUAUUGGGAAGGUGGAAAAUCCAAUGCACCUAUCCUAGCUUAUCUUGGAGCAGAAUCUUCAUUGGACUCUGAUUUGAGCGUUCUUGGCUUCCUCAAAGAUAACGCUCCUCAUUUCAAAGCCCUCAUGGUCUACAUAGAGCAUAGGUUUUACGGAGAAACUAUGCCAUUUGGGUCGGCGGAGGAAACGUUGAAGAACGCCAAAACCUUGGGAUAUUUAAACGCUGCUCAAGCCCUUGCGGAUUAUGCUGCAAUUCUUCUGCACAUUAAGGAGACAUACUCAGCUAAUCACAGUCCGGAAACGAGCCAGAAAUGUCAUAACAAGAUACGUAAAUCUUGGGAUGAAAUAGAUAGAAUUGCUGCCAAACCCAACGGUCUAUCAAUCCUCAGCAAAUACUUCAAGCUGUGCAAUCCUUUGAACAACACCUUUGAACUCAAAAGCUAUCUGAGUUACAUAUACGCCGGGACAGCUCAAUACAACAACCGCAAUCAGUUUUCGGUUGCCAGCGUGUGCGAGGCUAUUAACACCAGCCCACCAAACACUAAGAGUGAUCUACUAGACCAGAUCUUCGCAGGUGUGGUUGCUUCUAGGGGCAAUAUUUCUUGUUAUGGUAUGUCGUCGGAUCAGAUCACAAAUGACGUCAGGGCAUGGAGAUGGCAGAGUUGCAGCGAAAUAGUUAUGCCCAUAGGAUAUGAGAAAGAAGAUACUAUGUUCCAACCGAAACCUUUCAAUAUGAGCAGUGUUACUAAAAACUGUGAAUCAUAUUACGGUGUCUCGCCUCGUCCGCAUUGGGUCACCGCAUACUUCGGUUCUCAGCGUAUUGGAGGAUAUAUCCGACACUGUAGUUGCCAUCACGACAAGAGACGGCUCUCAUUGUCGGGACAUUGUCUUGAAGAGCAAGGAGGACCCGGAGUGGCUGGUGGAGCAAAGAGAGAAAGAAGUUAAAAUAAUUGAUUCCUGGAUUU